AUGGCUGCUUUUGCACUGAAUCAGCAACUACUUUGCUUCUCAAGUUCAAAUUCUAGGACGACAAUAAAACCAUGUAGUACUACAUGGUUCCUCAGCAAAACAAGCGUGUUCUGUAUUCCUCCAAAGAAGGGUCAUCUCUCUUUAACUAGUUCUACUUCUCAGUCCUCUUCUGAAGCCAAUACACAGACUGCAGAGUCCUGUGUCAACUUGGGUCUCUCUCUCUUCUCCAAAGGACGGGUUAAAGAUGCUUUAGUUCAGUUUGAAACAGCUCUUGAUUUAGAUCCCACCCCAAGGGAGGCUCAAGCUGCACUCUAUAAUAAAGCCUGCUGCCAUGCCUACCGCGGGGAAGGGAAGAAAGCUGCUGAUUGCCUACGUACUGCUUUAAGGGAAUAUAACCUCAAAUAUGGCACCAUUUUGAAUGAUCCUGACUUGGCCUCCUUUAGAGCUUUGCCUGAGUUCAAGGAAUUGCAAGAAGAGGUUAGGGGAGAAGACAUAGGUUAUGGUUUUCGUCGAGAUCUCAAACUUAUUAGUGAGGUCCAAGCUCCAUUUCGUGGUGUUAGGAGAUUCUUUUAUGUAGCAUUCUCAGCAGCUGCAGGGAUUUCACUUUUGUUUACAAUUCCAAGGCUUUUUCGUGCUAUUAAAGGUGGUGGUGAUGCCCCUGACCUCUGGGAAACUGCUGGAAAUGCUGCGAUCAACAUUGGAGGCAUUAUUCUUCUUGUGGCAUUAUUUUUAUGGGACAAUAAGAAAGAGGAAGAGCAAUUUGCACAGAUUACAAGAGACGAAACUUUGUCAAGGUUGCCUUUGCGCCUUUCCACAAAACGGGUUGUUGAACUUGUCCAGCUUCGAGACACUGCUAGGCCAGUAAUUUUAGCAGGGAAAAAGGAGACUGUUUCCCUGGCCAUGCAGAAGGCUGAGAGGUUCCGAACUGAGCUCCUCCGACGAGGUGUUCUGUUAGUUCCUGUUAUUUGGGGUGAAAGCAAGGCCCCUGAAGUAGAGAAGAAAGGGUUUGGUGUUCCUCAAAAAGCAGCUGCAUCUCUUCCUUCUAUUGGGGAAGAUUUCGAGAAACGAACUAAGUCUGUGAUUGCAAAAUCAAAGUUGAAAGCUGAAAUUCGAUUUAGAGCCGAGGUUGUAUCACCAGCUGAAUGGGAAAGGUGGAUAAGGGAUCAGCAAAGGUCUGAAGGAGUUACUCCGGGGGAGGAUGUCUACAUAAUACUGCGCCUUGAUGGUCGAGUUCGGAGAUCAGGAAAAGGCAUGCCUGACUGGCAACAAAUUGUGAAUGAGUUGCCACCAAUGGAAGCAUUCUUGAGCAAGCUGGAAAAAUAG
This is a messenger RNA of Dovyalis caffra, 1323 nucleotides long. Lineage: Eukaryota; Viridiplantae; Streptophyta; Magnoliopsida; Malpighiales; Salicaceae. The record is from the annotation of a GenBank genome assembly.